AUGGAUGAACUGAAGAAAACCUUGUUGGAUGUCUCCGACAUGGUGUCUUUGAAGAUGGAAGAGUUCAACCAGCGCCUCCAAACAGUCAGGAACGCUCCAUCAUCGCCAAGCAGUCAUGAAACUGAGUCAUGCCCUCUAGCUAAGGAGUUUGAAGUGUUCCGUAGCUCGGUUCUAUUCUGCCUUCAGAAUCUCCAGACUCAAAUGGAGAUGCUUUUUAAGCUGCAAGACGAGCAGGAAAUGCGGAAUCGACGGAAGUUCUUACUGCUGCAUGGUGUGAACGAGAACAAGGAAGAGAGCCCUAGCACAGUUGCUAAUAUGAUAGCUGUACUACUAAAAUUGCCUGAGGUAACCGAAACUAGUUUGAGUCGCUGCACCAGGAUGGGUUUUAGAAAAAGCAACACUCCUCGUCCUUUACUAAUCAAGUUUCAUGAUGUUGAAGUCAAAAAUAAAAUCUGGAUGGCUAAGACUAAUCUCAAAGGCACGGGCAUAACUUUAUCUGAGUUCCUUACUAAGACACGCCACAAACUAUUCAUGGCUGCCAGGGAAAAAUUCGGCGUUUCUAACUGCUGGACUCGAGGUGGCUCCAUAUUCGCUAUUGGGGAAGACAAAGAACGUCGCCGUAUCACUUCCUUGACAGAUAUUGAUGACAUUCCUAAAAGUACCCCUCCCGUGCAAGUGAAGUCUGAUCAUUCCACCUCCCGUCAUGCGAAAUUACAUACAAAAAAGGCCCCGUCUAAGACAUAA
Molecule: messenger RNA, 744 nt
Organism: Leptosia nina
Lineage: Eukaryota; Metazoa; Arthropoda; Insecta; Lepidoptera; Pieridae
Source: the annotation of a GenBank genome assembly